AGUGGUAAGCGGCGCGGCGGCGGCGCCGGCGGUGAGGCGGUGAGUCGGUGACGCAGCACCCGCGCCCGCGCGCUGCUUCACCGCGGGAGUGCUCGUGUGCCGGCUCGGGCUCGACACCGAGCGCCGCACCUCAUUGCAGCCGGCUCCCUCGUAUAAAGCGGAGGCCCGCGCCGCCCGCGCGCAGUCACGACCCGACCACGCUCAGUGCACUUCGACCUCCGCACGUGCAUAUAUCCUUACUUACUUACGUACGAUAUAGUGACUACAGUGAAAAUGGCAGAACAGGAAUGGGGAUACACAGGCGAGAAUGGGCCCUCGACGUGGACAGAGAAGUUCCCGGAGGCGCGGGGCGCGCGGCAGAGCCCCGUGGACAUCGACACCUCGCUGGCCAGCAGCGGUGGCAGCGCCCCGCCUCUGGCAUGGCGGUACUCCGUCAACCAUACGCGCUCCGUCCUCAAUCCGGGGUACUGCUGGAGGGUGGAUGAGAAUGGAUUUGAUUCUGAACUCCGCGGCGGCCCGCUCGGAAAUGACGUUUACAAGCUGGAACAGUGGCAUUGCCACUGGGGCGCAAAAAACGGCGUGGGUUCGGAGCACACGGUGGACGGCCGUUCCUUCUCCGGCGAGCUGCAUCUCGUGCACUGGAACACCACCAAGUACAACAGCUUCACCGAGGCCGCUGGACAGGCUGACGGGCUCGCUGUGCUUGGCGUGCUCUUGAUGGUCGGCAGAAAGCACUCGGAACUAGACAAGGUGGUGCGCCUCCUCCCCUUCAUCCGACACAAGGGCGACAAGGUGACGAUGUCGGACCCGCUGGACCCGGCGCAGCUGCUGCCGGCGCGCGCCGCCUACUGGACGUACCCCGGCUCGCUGACCACGCCGCCGUGCACCGAGUGCGUCACCUGGAUCCUGUUUAAGGAGCCCGUUGAGGUCUCCGCUGAACAGUUGGCUCUGAUGCGGAAAUUACGGUGCGGUGAGGCGUCGUGCGGAGAAGAAUCCAUGGAGUUACUCCACAACUUCAGACCGACGCUGCCGCUGGGCAACCGCGAGCUGCGCGACUACGGCGGCAACUAGCACCGGGCCCCGAGCCGCCCCACUGUCCGCACUGACAGCUAGCGCUGCAACUCACGAGCUUCGCCUAUAGUUGCCGCGGUACCAACGGACGACCGAGGAUAUAAUGUCAUUCUUUCACUCUUGGAUUAUCAUGUACAAGUGCGAAAGAACAACGUCGAACGGCAGCUAGUACCGCGGCGGUUGGUAGAUACCAGCAGUGCCAUGCCCGCGAGAUGCGGGAUGCACCAGAGUUCCUAGUUGCACACAAGUAUUUACCGUUGUAUUAUUAUUAGUCGCCUCAGGUACUUACAGGGUGUUUUGUCCGCUCGGUGACGACGGAUUACAUGAGCGGGUCGAAGGUUAAAACGAUAAGUGGGAAUCAUAUUAUGAACAUUCAAGUGCCUUAGGCUAUCAGUUGUAAUCUUAACAAAAUAAUUGUAAGACGUUUUAGAAUUCUCAUUUUAUGUAAGAUUGAUUUGUUUGUAAUUGACCUUCCUUAGAAGGAAAACGCUUGGUUAGCGCAAUUAACCAUAUAAAUUAUAAUAAUAUUACUUUAUGUAUUUAGUAUACUUAC
Messenger RNA from Cydia splendana, 1624 nucleotides. It is a transcript of the gene CAH1, whose product is annotated as carbonic anhydrase 1. Bases 274 to 1071 code for a protein of 265 amino acids. The record is from RefSeq and is a predicted model, not a curated record. Gene Ontology annotation, molecular function: carbonate dehydratase activity; zinc ion binding. The transcript has 5 exons. NCBI's taxonomy places the organism in Eukaryota, Metazoa, Arthropoda, Insecta, Lepidoptera, Tortricidae.